UUAGUGCAACUUGUUCAUUUCUAUUACUAAAACGUAAAAAAAUGAAAAGAUCAUUUACGUUUUUCAUUUUAGCGCUAAUUGCUACCGUAAUUGCAGAUGAUGAUGAUAAUAAAUUCCUGGAAGGGAUUGCAAAAGAAUUUAACAUAGCUAUAUCAAAACUACAGACAUGUCUGGACGAAGAAGAAAUCAAAAUAGAGCAGUUACGUAAUUCAUUGCAAAAUUUUAAUUGGAAUGGCAUGCAGGAAGAAUAUGAAGGCGCCAAAGAAGAAAUAAAAUCUUGUGGUUUUAUAGCUUGUACAUUAGAAAAGCAAAGAAUGAUGGAAGAUGAGAAGUUAGUUGUAGAUAAGAUAAUUGAAAAUAUAGAAAAAAAUAAUAGUAAGCAUGGUGUGCCACAAUCUUCAGAGGAAAUUUUAAUGAAUUGGAAAAAAUGUAUGAAUUCAUUAAACGAAAACAGCCAAUUUACUCGGGAAGAUAGAGCCUGUGGUUUAAUACAUUGCUUUUCACUCAGUUAAACGGUGAGAGACGGUAAAAUAAUAUUGUAAAAUGCAGUAUAUCGAUUGGACAGAAAAUCAUAAUAUUUCCUAUACAUAUAUAUAUAUAAAUAUACAGUGACAAUAUAGUACAUAAAUAUUAAAUUUCUGAGACAUCGAGAUUUAAACAAAGUAAAACGCCAUUUUUCUGUAGAUUCACAAUAAAU
This is a messenger RNA of Atta colombica, 697 nucleotides long. RefSeq lists its product as uncharacterized. Gene Ontology annotation, molecular function: odorant binding. Bases 42 to 512 code for a protein of 156 amino acids. The transcript is spliced from 5 exons. Lineage: Eukaryota; Metazoa; Arthropoda; Insecta; Hymenoptera; Formicidae. The record is from RefSeq and is a predicted model, not a curated record.